AUGCCAGACGGUAUUUGUUUUCGCCCUGGGGCAGGUUUUAUUAGCCGAGAUUCCCCUUUAGGUAGCUUAGCGAAUGACAAGCAUACAAGUCCUCCAUCAAAAUCGCACGGCCGGAAGCACAGAGUCCGGCUCCCGAGACGAGCCUUGGUUGGAAGCCAAGACAGGGCUGCAACCCAAAUUGUCGUCAAGGAGCUUGAUUUCUGCCUCAGGGGACUUGAUUUUAUGACUCGUGGUACUCCUGGUAUCCAUCUAUCUCUCUCUCGUGGUCCGACGACCAUCCAACGAGAUUAUAAUUACAUGGAAUCCGCGAACAAGAGACUGUUAAAUGUCUGGAUUGCCCACGAGAAGGCAUGGGCCCGAAAAUCGAGCAAAUCCCAGUUUGCAGGCCAAAAGAGUUCGCCUUAA
This is a messenger RNA of Coccidioides immitis RS, 405 nucleotides long. RefSeq lists its product as uncharacterized. The transcript is spliced from 3 exons. NCBI's taxonomy places the organism in Eukaryota, Fungi, Ascomycota, Eurotiomycetes, Onygenales, Onygenaceae. The record is from RefSeq and is a predicted model, not a curated record. Bases 1 to 405 code for a protein of 134 amino acids.